AUGAUUAGAAGCAGCUGGUUGGGUAUUGGUAGACGGUUGAGUACUCUGGCACGAGCAAAUGCGUUCUACACCAAAACCACAUUAAACCCACAGCAAGUGAGUCUAACACCCCCAUCGCAAUUAAGUCCCAAAUCAUUGAUUGUAUUAUCGACCCCAACUCAGCUAAAUGAAGUGAUUGGAAGAAGCAUUGAUUUGCAUCAAGAACAUGAUCUCCAAGUAGUGGUGGCAGGUGUAGACAGUGUUGUGCCUCACAGUCAUCGAAAUGGGAUAUCAGAGUUAUGGUUGGACGAACCAAUUAAAAUUGAAGAGUCAACUCAAUUAGAAGAAAAGGACAGAAAACAUGAACAUCCAAAACAAAGUGACGGAAUACAUAUAGUGACGGCUAAGGAAAAUUGGAAAACCAUUGACUCCAACUUUGAUAUAACCCUCAAUCUGAAAAAUAAGGUCAGACUAUCUUUGGCAAACACUGUUUUCCAAACCCAUCAUUUGGUUACGCUAUUUUAUUUCCAACCUUCGUACAUACAAGAAUCUCAUAACAAUUCCGGACAAACAUUGAGCGAUUUGGCCAUUUCAUUACCUGAAUCCACUAUAAACUUUGGCAAAGCUCAAUCAUUUGAUAAAUGGACCCCGUUGUACGACUCCGAAAGCGAACCAUUACUAAUUCUGAAAUGUACCGGGAACUUAGUGAAAGAGAUUAACAGGAAACCUGCAGCCAAGUUUCUUGAAAACAACGAUAAACUUAUGAACAUUGGGUCUAAAGACACUCAGGUUUUCGUUAAAUUAUACAAACCUAAUCAAGAGUUACCACAGAAGUUCGAAGUCAUUGCCGGCGGUGGUGGUUGGGGUGCUAAGGCUAACAUGCUUGCUAUUUCCCCAGAAGCAAAACUCAGUAUUGGAGAUCGGAUUGAGUUCUUCAUGCUAACUCCUGAGGAUCGUUUCAAUCCCAAUCCAGAACUCGAUACAACGCUUCAAAAUGGCUUCGUGUUUGAAUGUAGCUACGAAAAUGUCACCUACAAUGAGACUUUUGGCAAUGAUGGUGAAACCAUUGAGAUGCAAAAUCUCUUUGGAUGCGGCAGUGAAAAGGGAUUCAAGUUGAACAACAUCAACUUUGCCUCUGCUGGAGAAAGAUUGCUUAUAGAUACCUAG
Messenger RNA from Hyphopichia burtonii NRRL Y-1933, 1146 nucleotides. RefSeq lists its product as uncharacterized. The transcript has a single exon. Lineage: Eukaryota; Fungi; Ascomycota; Pichiomycetes; Serinales; Debaryomycetaceae. The record is from RefSeq and is a predicted model, not a curated record. The coding region runs from base 1 to 1146 and encodes 381 amino acids.